Molecule: messenger RNA, 2575 nt
Organism: Drosophila busckii
Lineage: Eukaryota; Metazoa; Arthropoda; Insecta; Diptera; Drosophilidae
Gene: path
Product: proton-coupled amino acid transporter-like protein pathetic
Exons: 8
Coding region: 212-1633 (473 amino acids)
Biological process (GO): amino acid transmembrane transport
Cellular component (GO): vacuolar membrane
Molecular function (GO): amino acid transmembrane transporter activity
Source: RefSeq, a predicted model, not a curated record
GAUUUUUGUGCCGCGUGGUCUAAAAUUAAAAGCGCAGCAUAUUGUGAAAAUCUAGCGGUACUUAAUAGCUGCUAAACAGUGUAUGUGUAUUAAACUAAACUUGGCAAAAACUUUGUUAAUUAUUGUGUUAAGUUUGAGAAGAUAGCUCGAGAGCCAAGCCAAGCGCAAACAAUAACAACAAGCAGAGCAAAGCAUCAGCAGCAGCAGCAAAAUGGUCAACGUUGUGGAUAGCGGCGCCAAACAUGCGCCACAGGAAAUGGAACAAUUUCUGCCUGGCGAUGGCACUAACAAAUACAAGAUUCAGCCACGCAAAUCAGAUGCGGAACAGGCAAUGAGCAAUGAUGACUUCGAUCCAUUUGCAAUGCGUGACAAUGAGCAUCCCACCACUGACAGUGAAACUCUGACGCAUUUGCUGAAGGCCUCGCUGGGCACUGGUAUUCUGGGCAUGCCCAUUGCCUUCAUGUACUCUGGCUUGGUCCUGGGCAUCUUUGCCACCAUCUUUACUGCCUUCAUCUGCACGCACUGCAGUUACGUGCUGGUUAAAUGCGGUCACAAGCUUUACUACAGAACGCGCCGCACUAAGAUGACAUUUGCUGAAAUUGCCGAGGCUGCAUUCCUUAAGGGUCCAAAGUCACUGCGCAUGUUUGCGCCCGUCGCCAAGUUCUCCAUAUUGUUUGGCCUGUUCUUAACCUAUUUUGGCACUUGCGCUGUCUACACUGUGAUUGUGGCUAAGAACUUUGAGCAGGUGCUGGAGCAUUGGUUUGGCUUUGAUAUUGAUUCUCGCAUGCUGAUUGGCAUACUGCUGGUGCCUUUGAUUCUGAUCGCCUGGGUGCCCAAUCUCAAGUACUUGGCGCCCGUCUCGAUGGUGGCAAAUGUGUUCAUGGGUCUUGGCCUGGGCAUUACCUUUUACUAUUUGUGCCAGGAUCUGCCACCAAUUCAGGAGCGCUCAUUGUUUACGCUCGGCACGCUGCCUUCGUUUUUCUCCAUUACCAUCUUUGCCAUGGAGGCUAUUGGCGUAGUCAUGCCGCUGGAGAACAACAUGAAGACACCGAAGAGCUUCCUGGGCGUUUGCGGUGUGCUCAGCAAGGGCAUGUCGGGCGUUACACUGAUCUACAUUGUAUUGGGCUUCUUGGGCUAUCAGCGGUAUGGCGAUGCUACUGGACAGAGCAUUACAUUGAAUCUGCCCGUUGAGGAGUGGCCUGCACAGGCUGUCAAGGUGUUGAUCGCUUUGGCUGUCUAUUGCACAUUUGGACUGCAGUUCUAUGUGUGCUUGGAAAUCGUCUGGGAUGGCAUCAAGGAGAAGUGCACCAAGCGUCCACUGCUUGUCAACUAUGUGCUGCGCACUGUGCUGGUAACUGCUGCUGUUGUCUUGGCAGUUUCAGUGCCAACUAUAGCGCCAUUUAUGGGUCUCAUUGGUGCGUUCUGCUUCUCCAUUCUCGGCUUGAUUUUUCCGGUCAUCAUUGAGCUCAUUGUGCACUGGGACACUGGCUUCGGUGCCUACAACUGGAUAUUGUGGAAGAACAUUCUUAUUACCUUCUGCGGCAUUGGCGCUCUUGUCUUUGGCUCGCUGUCUGCUGUCAAGGAUAUUAUUGCAGAGUACAGUGGACCAACUGGACCACCAGAAGCUCAAUAAACUGCGCAUGGAGUCGAAAAGCAAAAAAUCUCCUACACACAUACACACACAUACAAACAAACAAACAGCUAAUUGCAAACAGUGCUAUACCAAGGGAUAUAUAUUUAUUAUAUACAACUAUAUACAUAUACACAUAUGUAUACAAUUGCAGAGUUAUACAUACGUUUUAAGCAUAGUUUGUAAGCCGCUGCUAGAGCAAUUGCCUGUUGCGGCUACAGUUUCCUAGAAAUCUAACUAUUGUUAGAUGUAAAACAGCGCCCACAAUUUGUAAAUUCUUUUCUUUUGAUUUUUCUCCAUUGUUUUGUGCGUGUGCAUUGCAAAGUAGUUAACUAAGAUAUCUAACUAUAUAUACUAUAUAUAAUCGAGUGCCUAUCUUAACUAGCACACAGCACCAAAACUGUCAGUUUUAGCACGUUUAUAGUACACAUGCAGUUAACAAUUGAUAGUACCUAAGUACGAAAGUUUAAACUUAGCAUAAAUUCCUAAAAAAAAACAUUUUUAAAUUGAUUUUAGUACAUGUUGGUACCAAGCUGAAAAGAUUUUUAUAGCAUUGCAGCCCUUAACUACAGUUGAUUCUAAAUUUAUUUCUUCCUUCCCCCCUCUCUGUUCUAAAAGAGUAUUACUUUAAAGUUUAAACCAAAAUAUUGCAAAAUACUUAUUAUUAAUUUUGCUAGCUGCGCACAUUUUGCAGCUUUAACAUUUUUUUAACGUGUUUAGUUGAUAAGCAAUUUACUCUGCAAGCCAUUCAAAAAGAUUUUUAUUUUUGUAUAUACUUUUUGCGGAGAGCUCUAACAAUUAAAUGUUAGUAUUGAGCUACUCAAAUUAUAAACAUUUAGUUUGCUAUAUAAAAAAAAAAACAAGCACGAUAUUCUUAAUGCAUAUUACAUUUUCUGUUGUUGCCUAUUAAUUGUAUAUGUAGCUUUAAACUUAAAAAAAAAAAAA